CUGAGCGUCUCCGUCCAUCAGGCUCAGUCAUCGCCGUCAGUCAAGCGAGUCUCGGCGGCGCGGUGCGGAUCACGGCGUCUGUCUGUGUCUGUCUCCUUCACGCGCUCAUUCGCACCGCAGGUCCCCAGCGUCUGCCUUCGUCGCUGCUUUCACCCCGGUGUAUGUGACUCAAGACCCAGCCAGCUCAACGCUCAUCCCUUCAGCAACUACCUCCUCCUCCUCCUCCUCCUCCUUCGUCUCCUAAUCCUCGUCCUUCUCGCGUCCUCUCUACCUCGUCAACGUUCUUCGCUAACCUCGUCCUCUCUCCUCCUCUCUUCUUUCCUUCCUCCUUUCUUCUUCUUCUUAGUCCUCUUUCCACGCUAAUCUCUCUUCUCCCUUCCUCUUAAUUGCAUAACUGUCAUCUUCCUCGUCAUCGUCUUUUAAGUUCUCCUCCUCCUCCUCCUCCUCCUCCUCCUCGGCACCAUGAAGAGGAGUUACAUCUUCACCUCCGUCUUCGUCCUCCUCUUCAUCUCCGUCAUCAUCGUCAUCGUCAUCUGCUUCGAGGCAAAGAAUGGCAGGAAGGAAGAGAGCGAGGCGAGUGCGCCCUUCUGGAAGACCGGGGUGGUGUAUCAAGUGUACCCCCGCUCCUUCCGCGACCAUGACGGAGACGGCACUGGGGACCUCAGGGGCAUAGCGGAGAAGGCGGACUACCUGGCGGAUCUCGGCGUGGGCAUAGUCUGGCUGAGUCCCGUCUACGAGUCGCCGAUGGUGGACUUCGGCUACGACAUCUCCAACUACACGGCCGUCGACCCCACUUUCGGCACCAUGGAGGACUUCGACAGGUUGCUGGAUGAGCUGCACCGCCGGGGACUCAAAUUGGUGAUGGACUUCGUGCCAAACCACUCGAGCAACCAACACGAGUGGUUCAUCAAGUCCGAGGCGCGGGAAGGGAAAUACGCUGACUACUACGUGUGGGUCGACCCGCUCCGAGACCCCGAUGGCACCGCGCACCCGCCGAACAACUGGGUGAGCGAGUUCCGGGGCUCGGCGUGGAAGUGGAGUGAGACGCGCCAGCAAUACUACUACCACGAGUUCUUGGCGGAGCAACCUGACCUCAACUAUCGCAACGAGGACGUCAGGAAGGACAUGGAGGCGGCGCUCAGGUUCUGGCUGGACAAGGGCGUGGAUGGCUUCAGGGUCGACGCCCUCAAGUUCCUCUUCGAGACGGACGAUGUCACCCUGGACGAGCCUGUGGACCCCAACUCCGGCACUAGCGACCCCGACGACCCGGCGUACCUCGAGCACAUCUACACCACCAACCUGCCCGAGACCUUCCAAGUGCUGGCGGAGUGGCGUGCCCUCGUCGACCAGUACCCUGAUAAGGUCCUGAUGGCGGAGGUGUACGCUGAUAUAGAGGACGUUAUGAUGUACUACGGCAACGAUACCUUCCCCCUCGCCGACUUCCCCUUCAACUUCUUCCUGCUGGACAACCUUCAGAACCGCUCCCUGCUGACCGGCGACGCCCUGAAGGACACCAUUUCCCUCUGGCUGGAGAACAUGCCGGAGGGGAAGUGGCCGAACUGGGUGCUCGGCAACCACGACAACGAGCGGGUGGCGUCGCGGCUCGGGGAGGACCUGGUGGACGCCCUCAACAUGAUGCUCCUGCUGCUGCCCGGCACGCCCGUCACUUACUACGGCGAGGAGAUCGGGAUGAUCAACACAUUCAUCAGCUGGGAGGACACGAAGGACCCCGAAGGAUGCCGCUGGGGGGAGGAGCACUACGAGGAGCACAGCAGAGACCCGGAACGGACGCCCAUGCAGUGGAACGAGGGAUAUAUGGCAGGCUUCACCAACGGCAGCGACACAUGGCUUCCCGUCAACCCCAACUAUACGGAGAUCAACGUAGCCGCGCAGGAAGCCGCAGAACAUAGCAGUCUCAAGGUGUACAAGGAGCUGAUUAAGUUGCGAGCGGAGGCCACAUUCAGGGACGGCGACCUCAGCUUCCCCACCCACGACCAGUACACCUUUUCCUUCCUCAGGUCCCUGGAAGACAACCCGUCCUACCUGCUGGUGGUGAACGUGGCGGAGGAGGACAGGGACAUCAACCUCCACCACGGGGCCAACUUACUGCUGCCGGAGGAGGCCACGGUUGUCCUGCGCUCCAGCACCGACGAGACGGAGAAGACGAGCCCUGGGUCGGUGGUGUCCCUCAUAGAGCUGCCACUCCUGGCGGGCGAAGGCAUCCUGCUGGAACUGCCGUAGUGGAGGACCCUCGGCCCCUGCACCGCCCGCACGAUCCCUCUCACCACCUAGACGCCUUGUUUACCUUGUUGCUCCUCGCUGCCGUGCACGGGGCGCGGCGUGCCCUGCUCAGGCUCCGUCUAACCCCAGCCCGGCAGCGGCCUUACACACACAAUAAACAAUAACCUCCA
This is a messenger RNA of Eriocheir sinensis (Chinese mitten crab), 2411 nucleotides long. Its product is annotated as maltase A3-like. The transcript is spliced from 14 exons. The record is from RefSeq and is a predicted model, not a curated record. Bases 463 to 2241 code for a protein of 592 amino acids. Lineage: Eukaryota; Metazoa; Arthropoda; Malacostraca; Decapoda; Varunidae. Gene Ontology annotation, biological process: carbohydrate metabolic process.